This is a messenger RNA of Cinclus cinclus, 2736 nucleotides long. It is a transcript of the gene POLD3, whose product is annotated as DNA polymerase delta 3, accessory subunit. Gene Ontology annotation, molecular function: DNA-directed DNA polymerase activity. Gene Ontology annotation, cellular component: delta DNA polymerase complex; nucleus. The record is from RefSeq and is a predicted model, not a curated record. NCBI's taxonomy places the organism in Eukaryota, Metazoa, Chordata, Aves, Passeriformes, Cinclidae. The transcript is spliced from 12 exons. Bases 1 to 1392 code for a protein of 463 amino acids. Gene Ontology annotation, biological process: nucleotide-excision repair, DNA gap filling; DNA synthesis involved in UV-damage excision repair; DNA replication.
AUGGCGGACGAGCUGUACCUGGAGAACAUCGACGAGUUCGUCACCGACCAGAACCGCGUCGUGACGUACAAAUGGCUUAGCUACACCCUGGGCGUCCACGUCAACCUGGCUAAACAAAUGCUCUACGAUUAUGUGGAGAGGAAACGGAGGGAGAACUCAGGGGCUCAGCUUCACGUCACCUACCUAGUAGCAGGGAACCUCCUCCAGAAUGGACACGUUUGCCACAGGGUUGCAGUAGUGAGGGAGGAUAAACUCGAAGCAAUGAAGUCGAAGCUGUCCACAAUUGCCAGCGUGCACGUGUACAGCAUUCAGAAGUCCCUGCUCAAGGACAGCUCCCCCCUCUACAACACCGACUACGACAUCGUCAAAACAAACCUGCAGCACUGCAGCAAGUUCAGCGCCAUCCGCUGUGCUGCCGCCGUGCCCAGGACGCCGCCGGAGGCUCCCCGAGUGCCGGCGCAGAGUCCCCAGGGCCAGCGGGACCCCGGCCCUGCUGCCGCCGCCGCCGCCGGCAGCGCGGUCAAUGGCCACGGGCCCCCGGCUGCCAAGCCCCCCCCGCAGCAGCACAGGGGGAUCAUGGGGAUGUUUGCGGCCAAAGCCGCGGCCAAAGCCCAGGACGCGCCUAAGGAGGCCAAAGCGGAGGCCAAGGAGGCCCCAGGUGUGUCUGCAGCAAGCAGCAAGCCACCAACAAAGAACAACAUCAUGAACAACUUCUUUGGAAAAGCUGCCAUGAAUAAACUCAAAGCCAACUCUGUGCCUGAGCAGCCAAAGGAGGAGAAAGAAGCAGUGAAGCCUUCAGUUGCUGCAGCAGAACCAGGGUCAUCUCCUAAUAUUGUCGCAGAGAAACCCGGGAGGAGAACAGAGUCUGCUAGAAUUCAGCAAAAGGACAAGAAAAGUACAACGAAGAGAGCGGAUAGGUCAGACGACGAGGAAGAAGGAGAUCCUGAAAACGUCAAGAAAAAGAGGAAGCGAAUCAAGCAACUUCAGUCUGACAGCAGUGACGAGGAAGAUGUCCCACCCUCUCCCACACCCGAGGAAGAGAGAGCUCCAUCUCCACCACCAGCACCUGCUCCAAAAGCUGAACUGGAGCCUGCAUCCACAGAGGUGUCAGCUGGAGGGAGGAAGAGGAAGCGGAAGCGUGUGCUGAAAUCCAAGAUGUUUAUUGAUGAAGAGGAAGGCUGCAUGGUGACUGAGAAGGUUUACGAGAGUGAGUCCUGCACGGACAGCGAGGAUGAAUUCUCCAAGCCCAAGGCACCAGCUCCACACAAGCAGCCCCUGCUGCCCGCCAAGAGAGAACCAAAGGAAGAAAGGAAGAACCUGAAGAAAGGGGCUGCUCCUGCCAACAGAGCCAACAAACAGGUCUCCAUCAUGGGCUUUUUCCAGAAAAAAUGAACUGGGUCUAUCCCCCCGUCCUCUUGGCAGCUUGGGAGUGUUGCUCCCUUUUUUUUGUGUGGCUCUCUGCAAGCUGCUGCUGCUUGUGGAGGCCAACACGCAACCCCUGGUUACACAAGGUGUCCUGCUUACUGUGUAAGGAAGCACUCUGGACUGGAUUUUGUAUCAGAGAAAAGUUUUUAUUUGUUACUGCAAUAAUUUCAGUCAUCUUCACUAAGCGGUGUGGGAACAGCCAGAUAGAAGCAGCAUCUAGAGGAACUCUUGAAAGGCUAUUAAGUCUGUUCACAUGAUAUUGUAUUUUUUUAAUCACCCCUUUGGUGCUAAGUUAGGAGUUGUGGUGUUUCCCUCCCCUCUUUGUACACCCUCAGCUCUCCGGAUCGAUCCAGAUGUUCACAUUGGGUAGAAGCCGUGAUGUAGCAGGUCUUCAGGCGCAGACACAAAUACUGAACAUCUGUUUCAGCUUUGACUGAAUGAAAUGUACUUCAUUUUCCCCCUAAGACUGGUAAAUAGUUUUUGCUUUGCCUUUCAUAAUCUUUUUUUGGACAAAGCAGUGCAUAUAAAAUUUUCUUUUCUACCUGGAACGUAUCCUCUGUAACUUGCUCAGAUGGCUAAUUAUAGACUGGGACACUGUUGGUGUUCUGUCUUUACAGAAACAUCCUUGAGACUUCCCACCCAAUUGGCUCGGGAGUAAUUGGGGGGAAGCUUUGCUGUUGUUGGGAAAGAGCUGGAGGUUUAGCCCUGGAGGCCAGUGAGUCAGAGGGAAGGGUGAUUAGAGGGCACUGCUGAUAACACCAGGCAGGUACUGGGGAAUGUGCAUUGCAGGGUUGGUAGGGUUUGGGUUGCCCGAAGGGUAUUUUGCAGCCAUAAACCAGAUAAGAGAAGAGUUUUUUCCCUGGGCAUCUUGUCAUCUGCCUGCUGAAGGAAGUGUGUCAUGGCACAUGGUCCUGAGGAACCUGUUACGGGAGAGGAAUAAAGCACAGCAAUGCUGUUAACCAGAAAGGAGCGCUUGGUCUUGGCUGGUGCUAAGGUUGAUAGACCUUAGAUAGAUGCAAAAGAUUUUCCAGAGGAGCUGAUCUUGAACGUUCCUGAAGCUUGGGCUGGUGAGUGCUCCCAGACAGGGGCUGGUGUUGUCAGUGUUUGGUUGAGAGGAGCUGCUGCACCCCAGAAGCAUCUCUGGAUUUGUGCCCAUGCUGCGGCCUGGGCAGAGAACGAACAACCCUGUUCUGGUUUAAUGAAGGAAGUUUAACUGUUGAGAGAAAAACCCACCCUGCUGUAGUGGUUCUGUUGUUCUUGGUAGAGUUGAGGGGGUAUUUUUAAAGGUAAUGGUAAGUAGCAAUUCCCAUU